Molecule: messenger RNA, 252 nt
Organism: Aureobasidium vineae
Lineage: Eukaryota; Fungi; Ascomycota; Dothideomycetes; Dothideales; Saccotheciaceae
Source: the annotation of a GenBank genome assembly
AUGGCGCCCGAAAAGAAUGGAAGAGUCGUCUUUAUUGGCAACAUCCCUUACGAACAGAUCAUCGACACAUUUGGAAGAGUCGGCUCGGUGAACAACUUUAGACUAGUACACGACAAGGAAACUGGCAGACCGAAGGGCUUUGGUUUCCUCGAGUUUGCAGACCCAGAUGCUGCUGCCUCGGCGGUGCGCAACCUCAAUGACCACGAAAUCAUGGGUCGCAAGUUGCGCGUCGACUGGUCCAACNGACAAUAG